AUGCUUAGGACCAUCGGGCGAAGAUGGCUGAGCGUUCCAGCAACUACGUAUGCCCCGACGAUCUAUGCUCUCUCCACGCCUAUGGGCCAGAAAUCGGCCAUCGCAGUGGUUCGGGUUUCCGGAACGCAUGCCCGCCUGGUAUACGAGAAGCUCACGGACUCUAAAAGGCCGCCCACACCCCGGCGUGCAUCACUUCGGAACUUAUACAGCCCCCAGUCGGCGCCAGAAAAGGUGUUCUUGGAUAGCGCGCUGACUUUGUUCUUCGAGCAGCCCGGCACGUUCACGGGGGAAGACAUACUGGAGCUGCACGUGCACGGCGGCAAGGCGGUGGUCGCAGGCGUCCUCGACGCGAUUGGCGCACUGCAUGACGAGAGCGCCGGUGUGCAGAUACGCUACGCGGAAGCCGGCGAGUUUUCCAGACGGGCGUUCCAGAACGGGCGUUUCGACCUGACGGAGAUCGAGGGGAUUGGCGAGCUCAUCGAUGCAGAGACAGAAACACAGCGCAGGAGCGCAAUAUCGAGCUUUCGCGGCCAGAACAGGCUCCUCUUUGCCGGCUGGCGCCAGCAGAUCGUGGACAACAUUGCGCAGGUGGCUGCGAUCAUCGACUUUGGGGACGAUACCGAAAUCCAGGACAUCGACGCUAUUCUGGAGGGGGUGCGCUGCAGCGUAAAGGCGCUGCGACGCGAGGUUGCGGACUUUGUAGAGAGGGUCACACGAAGCACCAUCCUCCAGAGUGGUAUUCGGCUGUCCGUGCUUGGCGCCCCGAACGCAGGCAAAUCAUCUCUCGUCAACUGCAUCACCAAAGAUGACACAUCCAUUGUCAGCAGCAUCCCGGGCACGACGCGCGAUGCCAUCGACGUGCCGUUGGAUAUCAAUGGCUACAAGGUUAUUCUUACAGACACCGCGGGGGUACGCGCGCACAGCACCGACCCCAUCGAACUCAUCGGCAUUGCGCGCGCGCAAGAGCGGACCGCGCGCAGCGACAUCGUGCUACUGGUGGUCGACGCCACGGCGGCCACACCCCUCAGCCCCGCGCUGCGCAGCCACCUCCGCGACCUCACUGACAAGUGCCGCCUCGUCGUAAUCAACAAGUCGGACCUCGUGCCCCCAAGCCGCCUAAAGUAUAUACAGACGCAGCUUGCAGCGGAGCUGCCCGACUGCGGUCCUGCGCUCGUCAUCUCCUGCAAGCAGCGCGACGGCCUCGACGCCCUGGUACACGCCCUCACCAGCCACUUUACAGACCUUGCCAGCUGCGCCGCGGCAGACCCCAUUGCCAUCUCGGCCCGCGCGCGCGACAUCCUGCGCCAGGACGUGCUCGCCGGCCUGGACGGCUUUCUCCGUCUGGCGUCCUCCGCCGAGGUCGACGUGGCGUCCGAGAGCCUCCGCAGCGCGGCUGACGGCAUCGGCACCAUCACCGGCGAUGCCGUCGGCGUCGAGGAGGUCCUAGGUGUUGUCUUCUCGAACUUCUGCGUUGGGAAAUAG
Molecule: messenger RNA, 1482 nt
Organism: Eremothecium gossypii ATCC 10895
Lineage: Eukaryota; Fungi; Ascomycota; Saccharomycetes; Saccharomycetales; Saccharomycetaceae
Gene: MSS1
Product: Mss1p
Exons: 1
Coding region: 1-1482 (493 amino acids)
Biological process (GO): tRNA methylation; tRNA wobble uridine modification
Cellular component (GO): mitochondrion; cytoplasm
Molecular function (GO): GTPase activity; GTP binding; protein binding
Source: RefSeq, marked provisional